Lathyrus sativus (Indian pea) is the source of this 2940-nucleotide messenger RNA. Lineage: Eukaryota; Viridiplantae; Streptophyta; Magnoliopsida; Fabales; Fabaceae. The record is from the annotation of a GenBank genome assembly.
AUGGCAACCAGAAAAGCUCCAAAGAUAACCAAAUCCGCCAUCGCCGCCGUCACGUCGUCUAGAACGAAACCCCCUCCCACUCGUCCUCUCUCCGCUCCACUCUUCAAUGGAACCUUCCACCACGCUUCAGACAACGCGAUGGUUCCUCUUUCACGCUCUCGAAUUAUGAACGGAACCACCAAUGUCACCUCCGCUAAGUUCCUUUCCCACUCUUUCACUCGCAAUUUUCACGCCUCUAGUCCUUCCUACCGCUCCGCCGGAGCUUCUCAGAUAGCACAGUCGGAGUUCACAAAAAUGGCUUGGGAGGGUAUUCUUGGUGCUGUUGAUGCCGCGCGAGUCAAUAAACAACAAAUUGUGGAGUCUGAGCAUUUAAUGAAAGCACUAUUGGAGCAAAAGGAUGGUUUGGCUCGAAGGAUAUUUACUAAGGCGGAAUUAGACAACACGUCAGUUCUACAAGCUACUGAGAGUUUUAUAGCUCAGCAACCUAAGGUUACAGGUGACACUUCUGGUCCUGUUGUUGGUUCGCAUCUGAGCUCCGUUUUGAACAACUCUCAAAGGCACAAGAAAGAAAUGGGUGAUGAGUAUGUGUCUGUGGAACAUCUGUUACUAGCAUUUCAUUCGGAUAAGAGGUUUGGGCAGCAGUUAUUUAAAAAUCUUCAGCUUAGCGAGAAGGCUUUGAAGGAUGCUGUACAGGCUAUUCGUGGAAGUCAAAGAGUAACUGAUCAAAAUCCUGAGGGGAAAUAUGAAGCAUUGGAGAAAUAUGGAAACGACCUGACUGAACUUGCUAGGCGCGGAAAGCUUGAUCCUGUCAUAGGUCGAGAUGAUGAAAUUAGGCGCUGUAUCCAGAUAUUGUCACGAAGAACAAAAAACAAUCCAGUUAUUAUUGGGGAACCUGGUGUGGGGAAAACUGCAAUUGCUGAAGGAUUAGCACAACGUAUAGUGCGUGGAGAUGUUCCAGAGCCAUUGAUGAACAGAAAGUUGAUCUCCCUUGAUAUGGGUUCAUUGCUUGCUGGUGCUAAGUUUCGUGGAGAUUUCGAAGAAAGGCUGAAAGCUGUCCUAAAGGAAGUUACAGCAUCAAAUGGGCAAAUAAUUUUGUUUAUUGAUGAAAUACACACUGUUGUUGGUGCAGGAGCUACAAGUGGUGCAAUGGAUGCUGGAAACUUGUUGAAGCCAAUGCUUGGAAGGGGGGAACUUCGAUGUAUAGGAGCAACUACAUUGAAUGAGUAUAGAAAAUACAUUGAGAAGGAUCCUGCACUUGAGCGUAGAUUUCAACAAGUAUUUUGCUGUCAACCAUCUGUUGAAGAUACAAUAUCCAUUCUCCGAGGGUUGCGCGAGCGUUAUGAAUUGCACCAUGGAGUCAAAAUAUCAGACAGUGCACUUGUUUCAGCCGCAGUCCUCGCAGAUCGAUACAUCACGGAACGCUUCCUACCAGACAAAGCUAUUGAUCUUGUCGAUGAAGCUGCUGCAAAACUGAAGAUGGAGAUCACCUCUAAGCCUACAGAAUUGGAUGAGAUAGAUAGAGCGGUCUUGAAACUGGAAAUGGAAAAACUCUCUUUGAAAAAUGACACUGACAAGGCUUCUAAAGAAAGAUUAAGUAAGCUUGAAAAUGAUUUGAGUUUACUUAAACAGAAGCAGAAAGAAUUGGCAAAACAAUGGGACAGUGAAAAAGUCUUAAUGGCUAGGAUAAGAUCAAUCAAAGAAGAGAUUGAUAGAGUCAACCUAGAGAUGGAAGCUGCUGAGCGUGAUUAUGACCUGAACCGUGCUGCUGAGCUCAAAUAUGGAACUUUGAUGUCCCUUCAGCGCCAAUUAGAAGAAGCUGAAAAAAAUCUAGUUGAAUUCCAAAACUCUGGACAAUCUUUUCUUCGUGAAGAGGUCACUGACCUUGAUAUUACUGAGAUUGUAAGCAAAUGGACUGGUAUACCACUAUCAAACCUCCAACAAACAGAGAGAGAAAAGUUAGUUUUGCUGGAACAGGUUCUUCAUAAGAGGGUGAUUGGUCAGGAUAUUGCUGUAAAAUCUGUGGCUGAUGCUAUUCGCCGUUCAAGGGCUGGAUUGUCUGACCCAAACAGGCCAAUUGCAAGUUUUAUGUUCAUGGGUCCGACUGGUGUUGGCAAAACUGAGCUUGGAAAGGCUUUGGCCAAUUACUUGUUUAACACAGAAAAUGCUCUUGUUAGAAUCGAUAUGAGUGAGUACAUGGAGAAACACGCCGUAUCACGUUUAGUUGGGGCUCCACCUGGUUAUGUUGGUUAUGAAGAAGGUGGUCAGCUAACUGAAGUGGUCCGCAGAAGACCCUACUCCGUGGUACUAUUUGAUGAAAUAGAAAAAGCACAUCACGAUGUCUUCAAUAUUUUGUUGCAAUUGUUGGAUGAUGGACGGAUUACUGAUUCUCAAGGAAGGACUGUUAGCUUCACAAAUUGUGUUGUGAUUAUGACUUCAAACAUUGGCUCCCAUUACAUACUUGAAACCCUUCGCAGCACACAGGAUGACAAAAGUGCAGUUUAUGAUCAGAUGAAAAGGCAAGUUGUUGAGUUGGCUAGGCAAACAUUCCGUCCAGAGUUCAUGAAUCGAAUUGAUGAGUAUAUAGUUUUCCAGCCUUUGGAUUCCAAUGAGAUCAGCAAAAUAGUGGAGCUUCAGAUGGAACGUGUGAAGUACAGACUCAAACAGAAGAAAAUUGAUCUUCAUUACACACAAGAUUGUGUUAAUCUUCUUGGUGUAUUGGGUUUUGAUCCUAAUUUUGGAGCAAGACCAGUUAAAAGAGUAAUACAACAAUCGGUAGAAAAUGAAAUUGCAAUGGGAGUUUUAAGGGGAAAUUUCAGAGAAGAGGACUCAAUCAUUGUAGAUGCUGAAGAAACUUCAUCAGGCGAGGAAGGCUCCUCCAUAAAGAGGCUGAUUAUUAAGAAACAGGAUAUUGUUGCUAAUGCAAUGGUUGCCAAUGAUUAG